UCUGUCAUGUUUUUACAAGUCACUCAGUAACACUACCAUAUUAAAAUAUUUGCUAAAAACGUUAGAUAAGAAUGUCAUCCAUCCAAGAUUUGAAACUAAAAGGAGACAAGAUUAAUCUAGAGACAAGAUCGUUGAGUAAAUGCAGCACUGCCAGCUCAAAGUCAUUAUUUACCAAAUGUUUUUCGCGACCAGUUUCCGCCCUUCCAAUGUUCCGAGAACAAGACGACUUGUACGUGCAGCACCGCCCUUUUUCUGCCGGCGACGCCGCACGUAAGAACUACUAUUUCGACGAGACUGGUGAGAAAUUGCCAUCUAGUACUCUGUUCGCUACCCUCAUGGAGGAGAACUGGAACAAUGUUCCAAAGGCAAGUUCGUCUUGUGAUGAAGUCAGUUCUUUGUCCAUGGAAGAAACAAAGGAUGACAUGCAGGCGCAACUAACGCCUGGUUUGACGACGAAGCCUCCACUACCUCCUAAAACGGAAGUCUUCCAAAAGCAAUAUACAGAUUCCGGAAAGAAGCCGGAUAACUCUGAUGCCGUUGCUUCUUAUAUGAAGACUAUUUACGCAGACCAAAGUAAAGAUGUCGACAAAACGUCAGAGGAGAAGCCCUUAGGUUCGGAGUUUUCCGACUUGUCCGAUUUGGACUGGUACGAUGAAAAAUUAAAAGAAGUCGAUGUUAUGAGAAAAGAAGCUGAAACUGAUUUGUACUUACAAAAGUUGAAAACAGAACAUUGCGACAGCAAUCACACAGAUACGACAAAAAUCAUGGACCGAACAAGAAACAUUGAACGUUGGGAUGAUCUUCCGAAUGUUUCCGAAAUUGAUAUAGAAAAAUUGUUUCAGGAUGAAGUGGAGAAAAAGUUUGAUAAGUUUUUCGACAAGAAAGUCAAAAUUUUAAGUCCCAGAGAAGAGGAAUGUUUGGAAAUUAAGAAACCUGCAAUUUUAAAGAAACCUGUCAAGAAAACGCCGCUACCAAAAAUUCCAAAAAAAUUUGAACCAAAGCCAAUACAAACAAAUCCGACUAAAGAAGUACCAGAACGCAAGGACGAUGUAGAAACUUGGAUUGAAAUAAGACCUACCGAUAUAGAAAGUGCGUUGGAGUGCAAGAGCAAGAUGAAGAAGGCCAACUUUUUGGACACAUUAAUACAUGUUGAGGAUAUUGAAAAGUUUGUUGCACCAGAUGCCGUAGACAGUAGUGAUGAUAUUCCGCAACAUGACUCUCAUGAUUCGAAAUGUAGUAGUUAUGAUGAUCUAGCAACGAUUCUAGAAACGUUAGAGACUGAAGGAAUAAAAUCACAAAACAAAAUCGAAAGCGUGAAACAGCUGGUCAACAGUUCUCUAUCAUUGCCAGUUUUUCCGGAGAAACAAGAGUCGAAAAAGUUUCAGGAAAAAGUGUGCAAAGAUUUUGCCGAAACCUCCAGUGCAUCCGAAACUGACACAAAAGAACCAAAAGCAUCAGUUCGAUUUAGAGAUAUUGAGGAAACUAUUGAAGUGCCUCCUUUGUGGCACAAAGAAGUGUUCAGACCUCCUCAACCUGAUAUGUGUUAUCCUUCUACUUCUUACAGUUCAAACAUGAGCAAUAUUUUAAGUUUCCUUAAUGAAGUCGACAAAAAUUGCGACAAUACUCUUAAAACUGCCAAAGAGAGAGUUUUAAUGGCAUCAAAUCUAACAAAGUCGGCAAUACAAUUGGACACGUUGCCAAGAUUCGAUGAUUUGCGAAUUUUAACCAACGAAGAACUAUCAAAACAAAUAAUUGAACUGAGCCUUAGAGUUAAAGAAAAAAGUUCGGCUAUCAGUUUGCUCCAGAAUGAGAUGACAACUCUCAGAGAACAGAUUAUGAAACAUAACAAAGAGGCUGAUCAAAAUAUGAAAGAAAAACUCAAGUCUCAAAAGGAGGAAUAUGAGACGAUCAUUAAAAGACAUCAAAAAUUUAUAGAUCAGUUAAUUUCUGACAAAAAAGCUCUAAGUUCACAAUGCGAGAAUCUAAUACAAGAAAUGAAAAUAGUCGAAGACAGGUUCACAUCAAAUAUGAAGGCAGCCGAGGAACGACAUAGGAUUGAAAUCAGAAAGGUUAAGGAAAUGCACAUAGCUGGUGAAAAAAUUCGAAGGGACAGAUGGAUGGACAACAAAACAAAAAAAAUCAAAGAAAUGACUGUUAAAAGUAUUGAACCCGAGUUGCAAAGUAUGGAAAAACGUCACGAACAAGAACUGGCCGACCUCAGAACGCUGCAUAAGCGAGAAAUUGAAGAUCUAGAAUUAAAAGCGGCGCGAAAGCAACAACAAGCCUGUGAGGCACUCAGAGAACAACUGAUAAGCGAACGGGAGAAAAUUUUGGCGGGUGAACGAGAAGCUAUGAGGAUCAGAUAUGAACAACUGGUGGAAACUGAGGAAAAAAGUUACCAGGAGCAAAGGAAACGAUUGAUGGCGGAUCACGCAAAUAGAAUCGCCGAGUGCGAGGAACGAGAAGCUGCAGCCGCACACGAAAAAGAAAAGAGUAUUAAACAUGCACAGAUGGAAUACGAGGAGAAAUUAGAGACUGCCUUAAGGCGACAAGCCAAUGAAUUAAAACUAGCCAAGGAAAAUAUGCAAGUCGAGCUGGAAACUUGGCAGAACAAUUUUAAGAAGCAACAAUGUCAAGCGUUGCAAGAAAAGGAAAACGCCAUUAGAGAACAGAUGAGAAAAGAUAGAGAUAAGGAAAUCGAAAGUGUUAUAGAAAGACUAACUGAGGAAGAGAGGGAGAAUAAAAUACAGAACGAGAAGAGUUCAGAAAACAGAAUCAGGAGGUUGAAGGAAAAGUAUGAUAAAGAGAUUAAGGAUUUGGAGAUAGCGGAAAAGGAGGCCAAAGAGAAAUAUCUUGAGACUAAAUCUAAGUUGACGGUUACCGAAGAGGAAGUGCAAAACUUGAAGUCUUCCCUCAGAUCUAUGGAAAACCAGUUGCAAGAAUCUAAAGAGAGUUUGGACAAACUAAUCGGAGAGAAAAAUCAGAUAAGGGAUGAAGCGAGAAAAGAAGUGAUGGAAGAAAUUGAGGCACUGAAGGAAAAGGUGGAAUCUUUAAAGUCUUCUAGGGAAAAAGAAAUGCAACAACUGUAUGCUAGAAUAAAAGUUUCAGUUAAUAGAAAAGAUGAAUAUUUACAGGAGCUGACGAUGGAUCAUAAAGCUUUGCAAGAAAAAUGUAUUUAUUUAGAAAAGAUGUUAGAGGAUCAAAGAAAGGAGUAUUUGAUCAAUUAAAGAGAAUAUUAUAUUCAAGAGUGUGUACAAGUAUAUUUUACUAUGCAUUUAUACAAUAUAUUUAAUAUUUUUUACAUGUCCAUGUACUCUAAUCAUAAAUAAACAUUGAUGAAUAGCGAAA
Messenger RNA from Aethina tumida (small hive beetle), 3348 nucleotides. RefSeq names its product centrosomal protein of 131 kDa (gene dila). The transcript has 6 exons. NCBI's taxonomy places the organism in Eukaryota, Metazoa, Arthropoda, Insecta, Coleoptera, Nitidulidae. Bases 72 to 3227 code for a protein of 1051 amino acids. The record is from RefSeq and is a predicted model, not a curated record. Gene Ontology annotation, biological process: intraciliary transport involved in cilium assembly; regulation of centrosome duplication; cilium assembly. Gene Ontology annotation, cellular component: centriolar satellite.